AUGUGCCUGGCAGAGAACAAAUUAGCCUUCACCAUGUAUAUGCUUACGGGAGAGGCGAAACAUUGGUGGAUCAGCAUGAAAUCCAUCAUGGAGAAGCGAGAGGAACCUGUUACUUGGGAAGCUUUCAGGGGGAAGUUUCUCUCUGAAUACUUUCCCGACAGCGUCAGGUAUGCCAAGGAGGUGGAGUUCCUCCAGCUAACACAAGGGGGCAAGAUGGUGGCAGAUUAUGCUGAGAAGUUCAAGCAUCUCAGCCGCUUCUAUACUUUGCCACUUGAUGAGGAGUGGAGAUGCCGCAUAUUUGAGAACAACCUUAGGGGAGACAUCCACUUGAUGAGGAAUAGAGGCAACAGGCCUCAGGCGACGGGUAGAGUCUACGCUGUGACAGGAGCAGAGGCUGCAGGUUCAGUCAAGGAAAGACAGCUGUUGGAUGGAAGUUUGAAUAGAGUCAGAGAGCAGCUUGGGUCAGAUGAAGCAAAAGAUUUUGCUUUGGGUAAUGAUGGAAUACUGAGAUUCCAGGGCAGGGAUCUCAAGGAAACCUUCUGGUGGAAGGGAAUGAAGAAGGAGGUAGCUCAACUUGUGUUCGCAUGUUUGACGUGUAAAAAAGCGAAGGUUGAACAUCAGAGACCCAGUGGGAUUCUACAGCCCUUGGAAAUAUCAGUGUGGAAAUGGAAUAACAUCUCCAUGGAUUUUGUGACCCAUUUGCCACGGACUUUCAGGGGGCAUGACACCAUUUGGGUUAUAGUGGAUCGGCUGACCAAGAGUGGUCAUUUCUUGGCGAUGAACUUGAGGAUGUCUAUUGCCAAAGUUGGCUCAGCUAUACAUUAA
Messenger RNA from Vigna unguiculata (cowpea), 825 nucleotides. The record is from RefSeq and is a predicted model, not a curated record. Lineage: Eukaryota; Viridiplantae; Streptophyta; Magnoliopsida; Fabales; Fabaceae.